Molecule: messenger RNA, 2937 nt
Organism: Lolium perenne
Lineage: Eukaryota; Viridiplantae; Streptophyta; Magnoliopsida; Poales; Poaceae
Product: U-box domain-containing protein 33
Biological process (GO): protein phosphorylation; protein ubiquitination
Molecular function (GO): protein kinase activity; ubiquitin-protein transferase activity; ATP binding
Source: RefSeq, a predicted model, not a curated record
AACCAGUAAGCAGCUGGUAGAUGAUUAAUUUGCUGGAGAUAGGAGUACUACUUAGGGAGAAGUAAUCUAAGCUAGGAAUAUUAGCCGCAUAUGCUGUUUCGAGCUCGCGUUGACUCGCAGCUGCGGACUGAUCCUACCAGCAUAUUCUUCGGCUUCCAUUUUUCUUUUGCCCCAACUGGGCACUAGCUGAUUUUCUUACUAGUUCUGUCUGUUUCUGAGUAUGCGGCUCUGUUUCGGUGCAAGCGACACACCCGCGCUGGGAAUUUGACAAUCUCGUCUCGUCUUGGCCGCAGCUGCAGUAUAAGGAAGGAAGGAGGAGACCCUGUAGCAGAGAGAGAGAGGGGUUGAUCCAUCCAUCGAUUGAUCGGCUAUGGAGAUCCUGAGCCCGUCGCCGCCGCCCAGCCCCGCCGCCUACGGCUUCCUCUACGGCGGCGGCUCUCUACCCCGCCGCGACCACGCCCACACGCUACUGCACGUCGCCGUUGGGAGGUCGCCGGAGAAGACGCUGCCGCUGCUGCGCUGGGCCUUCCGCCGCUUCGGCUGCGCACGCGUCGCCCUCGUCCACGUCCACCAACCCUCCCCGGUCAUCCCCACCCUCCUAGGAAAGAUUCCUGCCGCUCAAGCUACGGAAGAGCUCGUCUCCUCCCACCGCAAAUCCGAGAGGGACGAAAUGAGCAAGAUCCUCCUCACCUACAUCGCCUUCUGUCACAGGGCGCAGGUGCACGCAAGUAUUCUUCUCACGGAGAACGAACAAAUCCAUGACGGCGUCGUCACUCUGGUCAGGGAUCAUGGGGUUACGAAGCUUGUUAUGGGUUCUAUACCGGAUAAUUGCUUCAAGUUAAAAGCGAGCCACAGCAAAGAAUAUUUCAUGGCAAAGAAUGCUCCAGCAUUUUGUGAAAUUUGGUUUGUAUGGAGAGGAAGACACAUCUGGACCAGAGAAGCAAGCGCCGCCAUCAACAACAGCAUCUCAAUCUACAACCAAGAUGAUAUUAUGAUGAUCAGAAAGAGAACUAGGUUCAGCCCAAAUAGUGACGAUGCUGAAUCCAUACUUGAUGAAGGAUACAUUACUUGUGGGGCGUCAACUGCAGCUGAUCUUCGUGAAGGCAUUGUUUCAGAUAAUAGUCGAUUGAGUGACUAUGGAGCUCUUGGAGCUGAUGUCAACCAUUUGUACAAUAAGAACAUUUCAAAUUUACAAGAUGCAGAAUCUGCAUUCAACUCAACCUUCUGGCCUGAAUCUCCACUUGAGUUCCAUUCUAAGCAGGAAAUGUUGGAUACAAAUAUCAAGCAAGUCAUGAUCGAAGCUGAGGGGUCAAGGAAGGAUGCUUUUGUUGAGCUUCUCAAGCGCAAAGACACAGAGUCAAAAGUGGCCAGUGCUUUCGUCAGGGUAAAAGCUUCCGAGUCUUCCAAAAGACGAGAAGUAAAACUAAGAGAGGAACUGGAAGGUGUAUUCCUAGCCACAAGAAAGCAGCAUGAUGAUCUGGCAAGACAUAAAGAAAAAGCCACAGCUGUGUUGGACUCUUCUAAGAGAAGAUUAGAAAUCCUAGAUUCUCAUGCUAACAACAUGAGGUUUCGGAUGAAUGAAGCUGCGGCAAAGCUGGAGGUGAUUCAAUCUUCCAUAAAGAUUCUUAAGCAGGAAAAAACAAAAGAAAACAAGCUAGAAGAUACAUAUAUUAACCAGGUUGAAGGGUUUACAACCAGCCAUGAUCUGUACACCGUUAGACAAUUCACACUGUUAGAUGUUCAAGAUGCAACUUGUAAAUUCUCAGAGAGCUUCAAAAUACGGCCAGGAAGUCAUGGGUAUGUUUACAAAGGAGAAAUUAUGAACAGGAGCGUUAUGAUUCAUAAGUUGCACUCACAACGCAUGAAGAGCUCGAUGCAGUUCCAGCAAGAGGUGUACAUCCUUAACAAGGUGAGGCACCCUCAUCUAGUGACCUUGGUUGGUGCAUGCCCAGACGCACUGUGCCUUGUCUACGAGUAUCUGCAGAAUGGGAGCCUUCAUGGACAUCUCUUUAGCAAACACUACGAUACCCCACCAUUGCCAUGGAAAAUCCGUGCACGUAUUGUGGCAGAGAUCUCAAGUGCUCUACUGUUCUUGCAUUCCUGUAAACCACAGAUGAUGGUUCAUGGUGGAUUGAAUCUUGAGAACAUCCUUGUAGAUACCGACUUUCACUGCAAAUUAUCCGAUCUUUGUUUACUGAUGGAGCACACAAACGAUCGUCGCGCAUUUGGUUCUGCGCUACUGGCACACAAGUCUGAUAUGCAUUCCUUCGGCACUGUGAUACUCCAAUUACUGACUGGUAAACAGCCUGGUCUAGGCCUUGCAAUUGAAGUGAAGCGGGCUAUGACUUGUGGAAAGCUAUCAUCGAUUUUAGAUCGCACAGCUGGGGAGUGGCCUAUGCCGGUGGCUCAGCGGCUAGCAGAGUUUGGACUCGAGUGCACCAUGGACAGGCUGGAGCUGACUCCGGAGACGGUAAGAGAACUGGAGCAGCUGUAUCUGAUCAGGGGAAGACAAGCACCAUCAUUCUUCAUGUGCCCAAUUCUCAAGGAAACCAUGGGUGACCCUCAGGUGGCUGCGGAUGGGCUGACGUACGAAGGACAUGCCAUUCGUGAGUUGAUAGAGAAUGGCCUAGCGGUGACCGAUCUGAAGCUAAAGCACCUCGAUCUCACCCCCAACCAUGCCCUUCGGUUUGCUAUUCAGGAUUGGCUCUCACAGCCUCACUGAUGAUGAUUCUCCAGCUGCUUCAACUGGCAACUAGAUUAGAUAGAAGGAGCCCUUUUUUGUAUAAUAUAUGCUUAUGUACAUUAUGGUACUAUGUUAGCUUAGUGCAGUGUAGGGGAUGAAUAUUCUAUUUUUGCUUAUUGUUUUGGUACAGUUGUACAAAUUAUGAACCUUUGGUUUCACUGGUGAAUUUUUUGUGUGGACAACUUGUUGGAUAA